Molecule: messenger RNA, 964 nt
Organism: Hippocampus comes (tiger tail seahorse)
Lineage: Eukaryota; Metazoa; Chordata; Actinopteri; Syngnathiformes; Syngnathidae
Gene: septin12
Product: septin 12
Exons: 5
Coding region: 91-636 (181 amino acids)
Molecular function (GO): GTP binding
Source: RefSeq, a predicted model, not a curated record
GUUUACCUAAUCAGUAAUGCAUAGAUCCAACAAUAAAUGUCCAAGUUUCUCUUGGCUUUUUCUGCUUGUCUUUUUCCAAAUUAACCAGCGAUGUACUGUGUGUCAAGGUUACGUCCCAUCGAUGUGGAGUUCAUGAAGAGGUUGGGAAAGAUAGUAAGCAUUGUGCCUGUGAUUGCCAAAGCAGACACUCUUACCAUUGAGGAACGACAGGAGUUCAAGGAGAGGAUAAGGCAAGACUUGGCAGGCCACGGGAUUCGUGUCUAUCCCCAGAAAGAGUACGAUGAGGAUCCAGAGGAGCGCUUCCUCAAUGACAGGAUUAGGGAAAAUAUUCCCUUUGCGGUGGUGGGGACUGACAAGGAACACCAGGUGAACGGAAAUAAGGUGUUGGGCCGUAAAACCAAGUGGGGAAUUAUUGAAGUUGAAAACGUGGCACACUGUGAGUUUGCCAAUCUGCGAGAUCUCCUUAUCAGGUCUCACCUGCAGGACCUGAAAGACGUGACACACAACAUCCACUAUGAAACAUACCGUGUACGACGGUUGAACGAGAGCAACAUCAACUUCAUCGAACGAGGACUUUCUACUUGGCCACUGGAAAAUGGAACUGCUGACAAAUGUGAAUCAGACAGCCACCUCUGAUGCCCCGGUCAGCCUCAAACUUCUGGAAUGAUGCUGAGGGCUGGUACAAGAGAGCAUUUUUACUACAUGAAGCAGGAUGGGGGACAUGUCCGAUUUUUGUUGUUGAUGUUGUUGUUGGUCAUUUCAGUGAUCAGCUUAUUGGAUUGUUUCAUGAAUAUUUUUAUGGGAGACAAAAAAAUAUAUAUAUCGAUAUUUUUUAACAUGACAUAUUUUGUAUUUUCUGGUAUUAUGGUUGUGUUUACAGGUAUAAUCAGGGCAGUCAGUUUCAAGAAUGACAUAAAGAUAUGAAAAGAUAUGAAAGUACCUUCUGCUAUUUUAAAGGUAAAGG